AUGAACGGAUACGUUGUACCUGACCAGCCACCGACCACUCCAGCACCGACACGCCCGGCGUCGAAGAUUUACACGCUGAAAGAGCUGCGGCAGUGCACUGGUAGCGAGUUGCCACUUCGUCUGAGUGUGAGCGCCACGAAGAAAGAGGAAGGCUAUGCCGUGUACACUAUCACGACAUCGAGCUUGUCGACACGGAACCGGUGCCAGGCCUCGUUCCGGUACUCGGAGUUCCUGGCAUUUCGCAACCAAGUGGAAGAGCUGUGGACGUGCCACGAUGGAAGGUGUCAAGGGUCCUGUCAGUCCCUCCGUGACCUCAUGGAGGCGUGUUUCCCGAAGAAAGUCGGUCCCAUGUCCACCUGGUCGUUCAUGGUCGGGGACCGCAAGAACAAGUUCAAGAACGUGCUGAUCCACUUGCUGCGAUCGGUGCUGCUUCCAGGCAGUACGAUGAAGUGCUUUCAUGCCCGCCAGCAGCUCCCUCCUGCUCUGUUCAAGUUCCUGGGCAUUGAAGACAAUGCAGACAAGCGGUCUCUGCUGCAGGUGUAUGUAGACAACCACCAGAGUGGCAUGAAGAAAUCGUCCAGUCAUUCGUCGCUGUCGUCACUCGAAGCUGCAGCUACGAAAACUUCGAUGGUCAAGUCUGCCACGACGCCAAACUUGGCUCAGAUGGAGCUCGAUGCAGAAGAGAAGAGCGCAGCGGUCAACCAGGAGGAACUCAAGUGCAUGAUCUGUCUCGACGUCGUGGAGAUAGACGUCCACGUUGCUGGUCCACAGGGUCUUGUGACGCUCCCGUGCAAGCACGCGUAUCACCGCGAGUGCAUCUUCGAGUGGCUGCUGUUUCAGUACCACUGCCCCAUGUGCCGUGCUCAGGUUGGACCGCACGCCAUGACGAACUACGCGUGCCCAAAGAUGCAGGAACAAUGGUGGCUCGGCAACUUCAAGCAGAACCCACUCGCUGAGUAA
Peronospora matthiolae is the source of this 960-nucleotide messenger RNA. The record is from the annotation of a GenBank genome assembly. Lineage: Eukaryota; Oomycota; Peronosporomycetes; Peronosporales; Peronosporaceae.